AUGCCCUCCCACCAAUACACCCACUCCCAAUCCCUCCCCCGACACUCCAUCCUCCCCGCCUCCACGACCGCUGGCCCCUCCUCCAUGGGCAGCUCCUCCAUGUCGAUGGCCAAGACGCGCCAGUACAGCAACCUGCAUAAUCAGCUGGAGCAGCUGAACGCUAAUCUUCGGGACACGGAGAAUCUGCUUAGGAUGACGGCCGUGCAGGCGGAGGAUAUGCGCUUCUUGGGCGGGUACGUUGGCGCGUUGUUUAUGGGGUCUGCGAAGGUGUUGGGGGAGGAAGGGGUAAAGGGGGAUAGUAGUGGGGAGGAGAAGAGGGAGGGUUGA
Messenger RNA from Aspergillus welwitschiae, 327 nucleotides. RefSeq names its product DASH complex subunit HSK3 family protein. Gene Ontology annotation, cellular component: DASH complex. Bases 1 to 327 code for a protein of 108 amino acids. The record is from RefSeq and is a predicted model, not a curated record. Gene Ontology annotation, biological process: attachment of spindle microtubules to kinetochore. Lineage: Eukaryota; Fungi; Ascomycota; Eurotiomycetes; Eurotiales; Aspergillaceae. The transcript has a single exon.